This is a messenger RNA of Acanthopagrus latus (yellowfin seabream), 936 nucleotides long. RefSeq names its product olfactory receptor 4E1-like. The coding region runs from base 7 to 936 and encodes 309 amino acids. The transcript has a single exon. NCBI's taxonomy places the organism in Eukaryota, Metazoa, Chordata, Actinopteri, Spariformes, Sparidae. Gene Ontology annotation, cellular component: membrane. The record is from RefSeq and is a predicted model, not a curated record. Gene Ontology annotation, molecular function: olfactory receptor activity; G protein-coupled receptor activity. Gene Ontology annotation, biological process: G protein-coupled receptor signaling pathway.
UUAAUCAUGGAUAAUGUCUCUCUUAUAACAACAUUUUUUCUUUCAGGUUUACAUGAAGCUAUGAACUACCGACUGGCUCUCUUCUCUCUCACUUUACUGUGUUACUGUUUGACUUUGCUGAUUAAUGUGACUGCUAUUGUGACCAUCAUCUUGGAUAAAAACCUGCAUGAACCAAUGUAUAUUUUACUAUGUAGUUUUUGCAUGAAUUCACUUUAUGGGACAACAGGUUUCUACCCCAAGUUUCUCUGGGAUCUGCUUUCUCCUGCCCAUGUUAUCUCUUAUUCUGGAUGUCUAGUUCAGGCUCUGGUAAUAUACACAUUUGCCUGCGUUGAUCUGUCUAUUCUUUCCGUCAUGGCAUAUGACAGAUAUGUUGCUAUAUGUCGACCACUGGAGUACCACUCUGUCAUGUCAAAGCAAAGACUCAAUAAGUUGGUGUGUUACUCUUGGAUGACACCUUUUUGCAUCGUGGGCACAAAUAUUUUUCUAACAUCUAGAUUAAAGUUAUGCAGCCCAUAUAUCGCCAGGCUGUUUUGUGUGAAUUGGAUUAUUGUUAAACUCGCUUGUUUCCCAGCUGAAACUAUAGUAAACAACAUAGUUGCAUACGUUACAAUACUAAUUUAUGUCUUUCACGGAAUUUUCAUAGUUUGGUCCUACAUGUAUCUCAUUAAAACAUGUGUGAAUUCUGUAGAAAAGAGGGCAAAGUUCAUGCAAACGUGUGUGCCACAUUUAACCUCCUUACUCACUUUUCUUGUAACUAUACUUCUUGAUAUAAUGCUUAUUCGAUAUGGUUCAAAAGAUUUACCUCAAGCCUUCCAAAACUUUACUGCAAUAGAAUUUCUUGUCAUACCUCCUCUUGUUAAUCCUCUAAUUUAUUGUUUUAAAUUGUCAAAAAUUCGAAGGAGAAUUUUCUGUGUUGUCACUAUCAAACCUACUUAA